Molecule: messenger RNA, 10619 nt
Organism: Mycena citricolor
Lineage: Eukaryota; Fungi; Basidiomycota; Agaricomycetes; Agaricales; Mycenaceae
Source: the annotation of a GenBank genome assembly
CAAGCCCCUCCGAUACCUCUUCGUUGGAACCUUCUACUGUUCUUGCAUGCUUUCGGCAUGACCUCGUCACCUUCAUUUCCCAACUUCCCGGACAAGCCCUCUCCUUCACAAUUACCUCUCCCUUCGACUCUCACUGCGAUUGCUUCCAACAGUCCUUCAGGACAUGGCCCACAAGCCAGCUACGGUACACGAAGCAACGGAACAAGCUCGCCCCUUUCUUCACCGCGUGUAGAGCCUUCCCGCUCUCCCACCGUGCCGACUUUCGCGUCCCAAUACCAUUAUAAUAGCACCACGCACGCUGGUGGCAUCCAACCAUCUGCCUCUUUCUUUCGGCCGUCGCGUCCCAACCAUCAGUACAGACAGCCAUCCGUAGAGUCUUCCUCAGCACUUCCAGGCGAUGGAGAUGUCUACAACCUUACGUCACUUACUAAACGACUGUCCAGCGAUUCAGACGAGCACACGGGAAGCAUCGCUGGUGGAACGACUGAAGAAGAUCAUAAAGGGUCGAGGGCGGUACGCGAUCCCCCGCUAACUAUCAAUACUCGACCUGCGUUAUCUCCUCGCCCGAGCGGAAACAGCGAAAAUGCUGGCCCCGCCCCUCGCAGUGCCACUGGUCGAUUGAUCCGCCACAGUCUUGAGCGCGUUUUCAGUCUGCGACGAGGGAUGAGUGUGGAGUCGAUACACCAAGGUGUUGGGAUGGGGUCGACGUUUGAAGGGCGUUCGCCCCAUGAUGGCAAAGCCCGCGACGAAGACGUGGGGAUGGGUCUAUACGACAUUCCCUCUGCCUCUCCGUACAAGACGUCGAUGGCGCCUACGGACUUCCCCUCCGAGGCUCUCCACAGCCCUCUCGACUCACCUGUACCGUCAUUUGGGUUUGCGCCUCGAGGGAUUCACGAUGGACCAUCACUGGAGGCACUGCCCGACAUUGAUCCAGACACCAAGAAGCCUUUCCGAAACUAUCAGCUGCAUCCUUCACGAAAUCGGUUUUUCUUGAAUGGGCACGUGCUUUCGGGGGGCGACUCGCCCUACGCUUUUAUUGGAUCUCUGACGUUGUUGUUUACUAUCGCCGGUGUCUGGUUUGGGACGACGGGACCAUGGUGGUGGCACAACUUGAGCCCUGCUGCGGCCAUUGUAUGCGGAUACAUGACCCUGAUCACGAUAUCGAGCAUGCUAGCUACUGCUUUCCGAGACCCAGGAAUCCUUCCCCGGGGUUUGGACCCAGAUCCUCCGUAUCCAGCCACAUCACCAUCAGACGGAAGUAGGAGAGCGCCUAUGCCUAGAGACCUCAAGGUUCGGUCUGACGUCGUGAGAGUCAAGUAUUGUCCAACGUGUAAAACAUAUCGCCCCCCUCGAUCCAGCCACUGCAAAAUGUGCGAUAACUGUGUGGAUGACUGCGAUCACCACUGCCCGUGGGUUAAUAACUGCGUGGGGCGCCGCAAUUACACCUGCUUCUUUGUUCUGCUUGUCUCCGCCACCCUGACCGUCAUUCUCGUUCUCUGCACUUCCGCGAUCCACCUGUAUCUUCUGACACGGAGAAAUCACGAGACAUUCAGGCAGGCCCUCGGCGAUCACGGUGGAAAGGGGUGGGGGAGCGUCAUUGUCUUCAUCCUGUCUGUGGCGGUUGUUUGGCCCGUGUCCGCUCUGAUGUUGUACCACGUCCGACUACUUCUGUUAAACAUCACCACCAUCGAGCAGAUCCGCAACCAAGCGCACAAAAGCCUUGUGCCUGGACCAGCUCCUCCCAAUCCAUUUUCACACGGCUCGUGGCGCCGCAAUCUUGCGGCUGUGUUGUGUCGCCCCGUGGGCUUUUCGUGGCUGGAUUUUGCGAGUCCAGCGACUCGGGACGGACGACAGGUGAAUCCGGGGUGAUGCAAACUCGUUGAGUAAUACAUCUGUCUUGAUCUAGUCUAAAUUAUACAACAUCUGCAUAUAUCUCCGGGUUGUCCACGUAAGUAGGAGUCUACAGAGUAGAUGGAAAAAGACUUCAUCAGCCAUCACAUCACAAUUGCAUUCAGUCCCUGGCCUCGAGGCAUUGCUGAGACAUAGACUGUCCCAAAUGACCCCGUCCCCUGCCAAGUUCAUACAUACUGCCCGUGGUUGGGCUCCAAGAUGCACGUAAACUAUAUCCUAAGAUUCGAAACCCGGGCGAGUUUUUUUCGCCCGGAGGGCCGCCAGUCAGCAACCUGAUCAAAUGAAUAUGUCCGCGCUUGGUCCGUGAGAUUCGGCCGAGGAUCUACCGUGACGUCAUGAUGUUGAAUUGGAGCUCGGCGGAACAUUCGCGCUUUCAAGUCUGGCCUGACUGCACUAACUUGCAGGAUUGACUACGGCCAAGUAGCAUUCGAGCGGGUUCCCGUGCCAGCAUCUGCAUUUCAAAAAUAUCCACCUCAAUCUCGAUCUUCUACGUCAUCGAUCAUUGUGGCUCCACAUCCACGCGAAUGGAAGGAAAUCUGUCGAAAGAUCGGAGAUUCGGACAGAGAUCCGAAUCAGUUUUUUGAAUUGAUUUUGCGCGUUGAGCGGGGCUGAGUUUGAAUUCAAUGAUCCGUAGGUGCCGCAUCUUGUUUCCGCCCCCAAACGACCAAAGCGCCGAAAGGCUUGAGAUAAGAGCCGAGAAACCAUGUCAUCGCCACCUGCAGUCCCCGCUCCGGCACCUGCACCUCCAGAGGCUUCAACUGUGGCCGUCAAGCCGACGUCCAAAAAAUCUCGGCAACCCCGCAGGCAAGCAGCCGCCGCCGCCCCCGACGCUUCGCCGGCACCCCCUCCUCCCCCUCCGCAUCCCACGGCUCUCCCUUAUCCCCCAUACAUCAUGAACCCACCAUAUCCUCCCACCUUCUCGCCUCAACAAUAUGCAGCCGCCCCUCCGCCUCCAGGUGCCCCAGGUGCACCGCAAUACGCGUAUCCUGUCCAUCAUGCGCCUUACCCGCACUAUUACCCGCAGUACCCUCCGCAGGUCAUGAUGUAUGGGCCGCCCCCGCCUGCCCACCCACCCGCAGAACCAGCUGCGCUCGCGACCGCAGCGCAGGAUUCCGCCUCUGCUGCCGGACAAAAGCGGAAACGCAAACAGUCUCAACCAGCUGGUAAGGAUAAGGGAGGUUCUGACGAUGAUGGGGAAUCGGCGGAUGCCGCCUCGCCUAGCCAAUCACGCGCUGCGGCAGCCGCUCUUGAACUCAAGAAGCGCACCAAGACUCAGCGUGCUUGUGACUCGUGUCGGUCGCGGAAGAUUCGCUGCGACAUCAUCACCGACUCUGAACCAGCGAGAUGUCAACACUGUCAGCAAUUCUGCUUUGAUUGCACCUUUUUUCUGCCGAUUGCGGAGACGCGAUUCCGCAAGAAAAAGUUUGUUGAGGAGGGCGAGAAGGAUGGUCAAGCUGGUCAAGCUGGUCAAGCUGCCAAGCCCUCAAAAUCUCUUUCCGGCGACAAGCAGCGUGAUAGUAGUGUUCUUGGGCCAACGUCCCCAGCUCAUCUGCUCCACUCUACGGCUUCGAUUUCAUCACGAAUCUACGAAGGUUACGACUCUCGUUAUCACCAUUCAUUCGAAGUCUCUCAGAAUGGCGACGGGCUCAUUCGCGUUGCCAAGCCUCUGAGCAGCGAACAGGAGACCUCGACGCCGCGGCCGAUAGACUACUCCAUCGAUCCGGCGAUGAUUGAGCAAUUGUUGAACUCCUAUUUCGCAGAUGUUCAACCUCUGCUCCCUAUCAUCACGAAGCCAGAAUUUCUUGCGCUCUCUUCGCCGCCGCCCAUCUUGCUUUGGUCUAUGUGUCUCGUUGCGGCCGCCAGGAGGGAAGUUCCUCAGGCGUUAUUUGAUUCUAUCCGUUGGGCAGUCAAUGGUGUGAUCAGGGGCGAAGACGUCUUGAGCACACCGACUAUGGCGAACGUGCAAGCGCUCCUCAUCUUGUCCAUGACCGGCGACUGCCACUCGCAGUUUGUUCCCACAGCGUUGUCUGCGAUGUGGGCAAGACUGGGUGCCGCCAUCCGCAUGGCGCAAGAUCUCGGACUUCAUCGCGCGGAGAUGGUCAAAGUUGACAUUGAGUUGCGCCGUCGAGUUUGGGGUGCGUGUUUGAUCAGCGACCGUUGGACGAGUUUGGUGUACGGUUUUCCGCAAAUGAUCGACGUGCAUGAUUGCGACGUGCGAUUGCCGUCGUCCGGAGAUUCCAAAGACAUAUACCUGGAUGAGCUCGUGCGACUGAGUGUUAUCGGGGGCCGAGUUGUCAAGACCAUUUACAGCCCGUCUGGUCUCACGCUGGUGACCGAUGAUGUGCUCCAUAAGCUACUUUCAGACAUCGAAAACUGGAAGGCCAACCUGCCUGAGAGCCUCAGAUUCAAGGGCCCCGAGACAAGCCAAAGCGGCGGUAUUCUGCACCUGCUAUACAUCUCAGUGUGCAUGAUCUUCUGGCGGGUGUUUAUGCGCAUCAGCUAUGCCUGCCCUGCCCAUCUCAAAUUCGGUCUGACCGUGCCGCAAUGGACUACAUUAGUUGCUCUCACUGGCGAAAGCAUUGAUUGGUUGGAUGCUCAUGAGCGCGUUUACGAUGUCUGGCUGCUGGUGGCCUAUGCUGCCACAUCAUGCGCUUUUGUGCAAUACCACACAUGGGUCCGGCGCCAAGACCCGGAGGCUGUUGCUCGGCUGAGGAAGCUCAGAGACUGUGUGCGAAGAUGGGAGGGGUCUCUUUCACCCGAUCAUAUGUCCGCCAGGCGCAAGACUGCCGAAAUUAUCACCCUGUUGUUUGAGGCUACUCAGGGUCCGCAAUUGCCGCUGGAAAUACCUGCGCUGAAUCCUACCGGGGGUGUCAAGGGCAAGCAGCCCCUUGCGCUCAAUUACAAGCCCGAUCCCACACGGCCGGGGGGCGGUGUAUUCAUCGCCCAAAGCGAUUCGCCUGGUCUGGAUGACUUGCCACAAGGCACCGUUGUCCGGGAAGGGGAAGCAGCUGUUUUGCUCGGCAGUCCGAGCACCGCUGGCGCUCCAUCGGGUAGCAUGGUCAACUUCACACCCUUACCCACGGGGCGUAAUCAUAUUAACGUCAACCCUGCGAUGAACAUGGGGCCGUCCGGUAACCAGCCGGUGCAGGUCAUGAACGCCCUCGACCAGCUUCCGCAGGCGGCAUCUAGUAAUUCGCUCGCCGAACUGGCCAUCACAGACACGACAUUCCUGGAGGGUAUACCCGGGGGCAUGUUUGAUUGGGCGUCGUAUCUGCUUGUGCUGAGUGGCAAAUCGGAGGCCGGACAGUGUUUGGACGCGUCGCGUACCGUGUACAAUGUCAAAGGAGUUACCGCCAUUCCGCUAGUCGAGCAUCGAGCUAGGAUCGCUCUGAACACUCUGGCAUCCCGAAAUACCCAUGCCGCGCGACCGUCGCUGAUAGCGCAGAGUAAGACUCUGGACUCGAUCGUCUCCGACAACGACACCGAGGUCGAGAGCAUCGCAUCGGAUACCGAGGUCCCCCGCUCACCGCCCCGCGUUCAGUUUUCUACGACGGACGAUGUGCACGUUAUGACCCCCAUCGAUUCCAGCUUCAGCCUCACCCCCAAAGACCAUUCGGCCCCCACUUCGCCCUUGUCCUCGACUUCCGAUUUGUCGUCCCUAGCAGACGAUCAGUCUGCCGUUUCUUCUCCGGUUGUCAAGACUCUUGCGUCUCGGCUAUCGUUCUGGAGUCGCUUGACGAAGCGCACUGCCACUGCACCUCCAACGCCUGAUGGCGCGACGCUUCCCGAGUCGGGAUCCUUGGACGAGGUCAUCGAUCUUCACAGAGAAGAACCGGCUGCUGCUAUCCACAAGCUUGUCGAAGCCGUGGCACCGGCUCCCUCGACGGCUGAAGAACGGCAUUCUGAACUCGAGGACAAGAUCGUGAAGGAAGUUGUGCGCGAGUUUUCCAAGGGGGGAAUGUACUUUGCGUACACUUUCGAUCUGACGCGAUCUCUGCAGCAGAAACAAGAGUUGGUUGCCCGUUCGCAGAAGAAGAACGCGCUACUGGCUGACCUGGACGCUCUCGAUUCUGCGGGGCCGGCUGAUUCCUCGAGUGACGGCACCGUCGAUGCCCUGGUUGAGCCGCACCCUACUCUGCCUCUUUGGCGCAGAGUGGAUCGACAGUUCUGGUGGAAUGAAUGGAUGUCAAAGCCGUUUGUGGAUGCAGGGGUUCAUCCGUUCGUUUUGCCAGUCAUGCAGGGAUAUUUUCAAAGCUCGACCUUCAACGUUCCCUCCGAGUCUGAGGAGGUGACGCCAGCGGAUUACACCAUCAUAUCGAGGCGGUCGAGAGAUAGAGCGGGGUUGCGCUAUCAGCGCCGGGGCAUCGACGAUGAUGCCCAUGUAGCCAACUUCGUUGAGACAGAGACUAUCCUUCGUCUUGAGCGCGAGGGUUCACCAAAUAUUUUCUCAUAUGUACAGCUCCGGGGCUCUAUCCCAUUAUUCUGGACCCAAACAGGACUUGCGCUGAAGCCUCCGCCUGUUCUGGCCACCGAUCGCACCCACGCCCAGAAUCUGGAUGCCAUCCGAAGGCAUUUCUUACGCACCAUCCCAAGAUACGGUCCUCAUACGGUCGUCAAUCUGGCUGAGCAGCACGGCAAGGAAGGGCAAGUGACUGGCGCUUACCGCGAUUACAUGGCCGAACUGGCUGAGAAGGAUGCUGUCUAUCAUGAAUAUGAUUUCCACCAGGAGACCAAAGGAAUGAAAUAUGAGAACAUCUCGCAAUUGAUUGACACGAUGGAGCGUACAUUCGAACAACAGGGAUAUCUCUGGAUCUCGGGAAAUUACACGAUGUCGUCUCAGAAAGGCAUUUACCGUGUCAACUGCAUCGACUGUCUCGACCGGACAAAUGUUGUCCAGUCUGCCUUCGCUCGCCAUGUGAUGAACAAUCAGCUCAGUGCUGUUGCGUUGACACAUCCGUCUUCGGACGGGCGUACCGAAGCAGAUAAUGUCUUCAAUGAUGUUUGGGCCAAUAACGGUGAUGCGAUCAGUCGCGCCUAUGCCGGCACCUCUGCCCUCAAAGGCGACUUUACAAGAACAGGCAAACGGGAUCUGAGUGGAAUGCUGAACGACGGUGUCAAUUCUCUCGCGAGAAUGUACACCUCGACAUUCAGCGAUUGGUUCUCCCAAGCUGUGAUUGACUUCACCCUUGGAAACCGGACGAUCUCGGUGUUUUCCGAGUUCCUCUUGAAGCUGCAAUCAACAGACCCUCGCGAUCUGAUUCGGUUGUCCAAGAUUAGAACAGAAGCCAUUGCUACUUCCGUAUCCCGUGUCUUGCAGGAUGGAGAGCGCUUGCUUUCGGGGUGGACUGUUUUUGGUCCCGAAGAGUUGAAUGCAAAGAUAGGGGACAAGUUUGAAGAGAAGGUCCUCCUCCUGACAGUUUCUGCAUUAUAUCAUCGUGGAGUUACGAUUAUACCUGGAGAAGGUGAAGAUGUAUACCCGGAUCCCGCUUGGAGACAUUACCCAGAUAUCAAAGGGGGCCUAUAUCUUGUCCCCCUCGAAGAGGCCAGUUGUGACCCCGACCAGAAUUCCGGAUUCGUCGUGUCCUGGACAACCCUGAAUGAGACGACCCGUGUCUCGAGCUACUCGAUCCGCAACACUCUGCAAGCCCUGUCUCGCUCCGAUUCGACCUUCAAGAGCAAGUCUUUGGCUGCGGCUGCAAGCAUUUCACGCAUUCCUUCCUCUUUGGGACGGGCUACUGGACCAGCGAGCAGCUCGAUGACCGCCCGGAUGAUGGGUCCGACAGUGCCCAUGACAAACAGUUUUGCUGCCUUCAAGACCCUGCCGAUUGAUCCGACGCGGAGUCGUCGAGACAGCAGCAUCAGUUCGCUGGGCGGGAGUGCUUAUCUGGACUCGAUUGACGAGCUGGGCAACGCCAGCUGUUGUCGAGAGGCUGCAGAUUUGAUGGUUGACGGCAUACGACGAGCCUGCGAGGAUAUCGGCAACGAUGCCGACCUGGUCGUUGACCAAGACGUGGUCAGCUUGUCCGAGGCUCAGCGGAUGACCAGCAUGUACGCAAAGAUGGAAUAUGGAGUGAAGAGACUGCUUUGGUUGGGUGGUUGAUUCUAUAACGUUAGCCGAACGUUCGGACCGGGGUCGUGCGACCAACAUUUUGUAAUACUCAUCGUCUCCGAGGACUCUGGGGAGCUUCAUGUACAUAUCAUCCUACAUGCAUUGUCUGCUGUCCUCGUUGCCAGGCUUCUGCAAAUCUCCAAUAAUCACCGGUGAUGAACCAUCAAAUCGCUUGGUCGUGACCACAUGCAGACGUUCGGUUGGCGUGACCAUUGUUUCUCUCAUGCACCCCCACCACUAGGCAGUCGCGCUGGACGUACCAUAUCUACCUCUUCUUUCUCUAACGCUCUUUUCUCAUUCCAAUGCUCAUGUCAACCCCCUCCCAACCCGCUGGGCGCAUAUCGCAGGUCCUCCCCAGCGUCAAAUGCUCCAAUUGCAAUCAGCCUGUCCCUCUCGCCGAGCUCGGAGAUCACAUCUGUGCUCCUGUCCCCCCGCUCCCCACUCCCAAUGCCUCAAAACGUCUGGUCUCAAUAUACCCAAGCCCUCCAUCUCUCCCGCAGCAGCAGCGUCGCUCCUACCGCAACGGUUGCAAGGUCUUGUUAACAACAAUAACAAUAACGCGCCCGGUGCUCCCCGGGAUCCCUCCCCCUCGCAGUUCCGCGGCCAUCCCCCCGGCUCGAACAGCGUCCCCCCAGCCCACGUUAAGGACAGCGUCUCCCCAGCCCUCCAUACGGGCAGCAUCUCCGGCACUGUCCCAACGCCCAAUCCCUUCCAGAGUCAACACGGGAGGUGCACCGUCGUCGUUCGCCGCUCCUCCGCGCUCGAGCCCGUUAUCGCGCAUGGACCAGCCUGCAUCGCCUGUGUCCGGUCUGUCGGCCGGCGUUACGCGUGCGAGAUCGGGAUCAUCGAGUGUUGGCGUUUCCCCCGUUUCUCCCGUCACGGCCCGACCUUCCUUCUCAUCUACACGUGAAACGCCGGCGGUGCAGCAACAGCCGCCCGCGGGGGUAGCCAAGCCCUCGUUAAUCAACACGCAAUCCGGCGGGGAAGCGGGAAUGGCCGGGGUGGGCCGCAGAGGAUUCGCUGCUGCUGCGAGGGCUGCGAUGUUCACCGUUUCGCCGUCAGGGACCGGAGGAUCCACUGUACGCGCGAGUCCGCCUAGGAACAUCGACACCGGUGCUGCAAGCUCCACAUCUACGCCACCACUCUCGACCUCCACGGGAUCUUCUGGCUCGCCGGGAAUAGCGUCAUACCCGGAAUCGCCACAGUCCCCAGAGUUGUUCAGCAGACGUCGUUCGCCCUCCCCACCAUCACGAACUGGCGCCCGUGUGCAUCAGUCUUCGGCGUCCGUCUCAUCACGAAGCAGCAGGUAUUCGAAAAAGGAACACUUCCGUUCGGAGAGCUCUGGGUCUGCGUAUGGCUUGGCCUAUGCAGAUUCGACGGAUUAUGAAGACGGUGACGACGACGACGACGCGGCGGACCUGAGGCGAGCCAACGAACGCGUAGCGCCAGCGCGAGUGAAGAGCCCGCCUGCGCCCUCGAUACGAUCUGUGCAGUCCUCUGCACGCGGGAAUACUCGACCGCGGAAAGAUUCUCUCUCCGACAGCGGAUCGGAUUAUGGUGGAGAAGACAGCCCAGUCAAAUCUGCGCGUGCAGGAGACUCGUUUGAUCUCCCUCGAUCUUCGAGUGACAGCGCACGAGGCGGUCCUGAAAAGCCCUCGUCGCGCAGUAUUCAUAGUCGUGCCGACAGCAGGAGAGCGCUGAUAGUUCGUCUUCGCUGUGGCGACGUCCUGAGGAAUUGGCCAGUGUGCGCUCAAAGCCAACGAGCGAUAACGGGGCCUCGCAGCGAUCUCGAUCUCCCGAACAGUCCGCCGAGAAACCACAACGGACUGCACGCAAACCCAAGAUCUGUGUGCGCUGCGAGAAGAAGAUUGAGGACGGUAAAUGGGUGCAGAUGGACGAGGGCGGGGUUCUGUGUGAGAGAUGUUGGAAGAACAUGUAUCUGCCCAAGUGCCGGAGGUGCAAUCUGCCAAUCGAGAAACAGGCCGUAUCAUCCUCCGACGGACAGCUUAAAGGCAAAUACCACCGUGAAUGUUUUAAUUGCCAUGUUUGUCAUAAACCGUUCCCGGACAAGACGUUUUACGUUCACGAGCACAAGCCUAUGUGCAAGUAUCACUAUCACGAGGCCAACGAGUCUUUGUGCGCGGCAUCAAGCUGUGGACAGCCCAUCGAGGGCCCGUGCGCGGUUUCGCAUGCUGGAGACCGUUACCACCCUGACCACAUGCUGUGUGAAUAUGCUGCAGGCUGCAGGGAACGACUGGAUGAUUACUGGGAGGUUGACGGCCGCAUGUUGUGCGAACGGCACUCGAGAAGGGGAGGGGACGACGACGAGAAAUCGAGCUCCCGUGCGAUGAAGAGGAAGACCCGCUACAUUGAACUUGCGAAUGGGAGGUGAACCUGAUAAUAACCGCCAUUCUAGACGAUCCACCCCCUUAUGGACACAGCUGCUUUCUUUUUCUUGGGUUGGUUUCUAUCACUACUACUACUACUAUCUGUACACAGCAGCACUCGUUCCUGACUGCAUUGUACAUUAUCACAAUAUGCUAGUACCCGUUUAACAUCAACAGUUUGUUAAAUAUCAGUGCAGAAACUUCAUCACCUU